UUAGAUCGUGUCAAGCAAGACGAGUAUCUAAGCAGUUCAGUUACAGUACUACUAACUGAACCAGAAACCCCCCACCACAUUUAUAUAAUAAACUAACUCAAAAACCCUAUACACUCCCUCUCUCCCUCCCUCCCUCCCUCUCACAAUUCAUCUCAAGCACUUACUGUACAACAAUGGCGACGCCUUCUUUGGGUGAAGAUACUGCCAAGGCUGUCCUCCGCCAGGUAGAGUUUUACUUCGGUGAUAGCAAUCUUCCAAAAGACGACUUUCUCAAGACAAAAAUCAAUGAGAGCGAAGAUGACAUGGUUUGUUUGGCAUUGAUUUGUUCGUUUUCAAAGAUGAGAGGUCAUUUAAAUUUAACGGAAGUUAAGAAAGCAGAUGAUGUACCAGACUGUACUUUGAAAGUUGUUGCUCAAACUCUCAGAACUUCAUCUUCCCUCAAGGUUUCUGAAGAUGGGAAGAAAGUUGGUAGAAGCACCAAGCUAUUAGAGCCCGAGGAAUUGAUAGAGCAAUUGGACAGCAGAACAAUUGCUGCUUCUCCAUUGGAGCUCAAUGUCCAGAGGGAAGCAUUAGAAGCCUUUUUUGGUCAAUAUGCUAAGGUUAAUAGUGUGAGAUUGCCUCGUCAUGUGGUGCAAAGAAAGUAUUUUUGCGGCACGGCUUUGAUCGAAUUCUCGGCUGUGGAAGAUGCCCAAACGGUUCUGGAGCAAAGCUUGGUUUUUGCAGGUGCUGAACUGGAAUUAAAACCAAAGAAGGAUUUUGAUGUUAUAAGAGAAAAAGAAGUAGAGGAGUUUGAACGCAAUCGUUCAAUCACAACUUCAAACGGCUCGAAUGCUGAAGAAAAACACCCCAAGGGCUUACUUGUUGCGUUUAAAUUGAAGAGUGCUUCAGCUGGGGACUCUGCUGAGCAAAAUGGUCCUGAUGAAAAGAAGACUGCAGAAAUGAAAAUGACUAAAAAGGUUGAUGAUAAACAUGGAAGUCCCAUUGACAAGGUUGUCGAGAAGGAAAAUAAAUCAAGUAUAUCCAUCUAUAAAGAUGAUAUGAAUGUUGUUCUACGUGAGGAUUUGAAGGAUGUGUUUAAGAAAUUCGGCACCGUGAAGUAUGUUGACUUCAGAAUCAGAGAGGAUAAGGGUUACAUUCGGUUCGAACAACCUGAAGCGGCCCAGAAAGCCCAUGCUGCUUCAGUCUCGGCUAAAGGUGGUCUGGUUGUCAAAAAUUUCAUUGCUAAUGUAGAACCGGUAACGGGUGUUGCUGAGAGUGAGUAUUGGAGUCUACUCCGUGGCAACCAAGGAAAGCACAGGGUAGGCAAUCACUUCCAUUGGAGGGGAGGAAAGAACAACAGAGGAGGAAAACGAGGCCGGGAUGGAGAAAAUGGUUCUCCUAGAGGACGUCCUAAUGAAGCUAAAAGAGCUCGAGCAGCGUGAGCCAGCCAUGAGGGUGAUCGAUAAACUUGAAAUAGGUUUUGAGAUCAUUUUUGUGCCAUAGCUUGAGGAAUGAACUGUGGCUCUUGUUUAUUUAUAGGUUUAGGUUAACCAUAAGUAGUAGUACAUUACAUGGGUAAAUAUAUUAGGAGUUUAAGCUUGUGCUGUUUUUGAUUCCCGUCAAAGUUUCAAACAGUAGUGGAUCUUGGAUUUUGAUAAGGGGGACAAUUAAAAAGAUGCCAUUGCUCUCAAGCAAUGGAACAUUUUCUUGUGGAUAUAAGUGUGUUAAUAUUCCACGUGGUAUUUAUUGUUUUUAUGGUUAUUAAAAUUGAAAA
Gossypium raimondii (Peruvian cotton) is the source of this 1753-nucleotide messenger RNA. RefSeq names its product la protein 1. NCBI's taxonomy places the organism in Eukaryota, Viridiplantae, Streptophyta, Magnoliopsida, Malvales, Malvaceae. Gene Ontology annotation, biological process: RNA processing. The coding region runs from base 174 to 1421 and encodes 415 amino acids. The record is from RefSeq and is a predicted model, not a curated record. Gene Ontology annotation, molecular function: mRNA binding. Gene Ontology annotation, cellular component: nucleus. The transcript has 10 exons.